UAGAAAAAUAAAAGUAGCGGUUCUACUGCGGUGUUUCCCGCCUAUUUCAAGUUUAACGUCAGAGUCAGUUGUUCCUCACUUGUUGCUGACGAUAUAUUGAGAGAGUAAAGAACAGUAAUAGUUUUAAUUUAAUGAGUGUGUUAUCAAAAUCAAGAUACAUUUCAAGUUUAUAAGUUUGUCUAGAUUAAAUAGCAUUUAUUUUGUUUUCCGUCGAGAAUUGUAAAAUACUAAAAUGGUUGGUAAAAUGAAUAAAUUGUACGUUUUAAAGAGAGGCGGAAGAAUGGAGGAGGUGCAUAUAGACAAGAUAACAUCAAGAAUUAAAAAACUAUGUUAUGGAUUAAAUAUGGAUUUUGUUGAUCCGGUGUGUAUAACACUAAAAGUUAUCAAUGGAAUGUACUCGGGAGUGACAACUGUGGAACUGGAUAAUCUUGCUGCAGAGACAGCUGCUACAAUGACUACCGAUCAUCCAGAUUAUGCUGUUCUUGCAGCCAGGCUUGCAAUAUCAAACUUACAUAAAGAAACAAAAAAACACUUUUCAGAUGUUAUGAAAGAUUUGUUUGACAUUGUUAAUCCACACACUAAGAAGAGGGCACCAAUGAUAUCUGAAUUUCAUUAUAAUAUAGUUAUGAACCAUAAAGAAAGAUUAGAUUCUGCUAUUGUGUAUGACAGAGACUUCAAAUAUAAUUAUUUUGGGUUUAAAACUUUAGAGCGCUCAUAUUUAUUGAAAAUAAACAAUAAGGUUGCUGAACGACCUCAACAUAUGCUGAUGCGAGUGUCAAUUGGAAUUCAUGGUGAAGAUAUUGAUGCAGCCAUAAAUACAUACAACUUACUUUCUGAGAAAUAUUUCACUCAUGCCAGCCCAACCUUAUUCUCAGCUGCAACUCCACGCCCCCAACUAUCAUCAUGUUUUCUAGUGGCAAUGAAAGAUGACAGCAUUGAAGGAAUUUACGAUACCUUAAAGCAGUGUGCUUUGAUAUCUAAAUCUGCAGGUGGAAUUGGUGUCCAUGUCCACUGUAUAAGGGCUAAAGGUACUUAUAUAGCAGGAACAAAUGGUGUAUCAAAUGGUCUUGUACCAAUGUUACGAGUUUACAAUAAUACAGCUAGAUAUGUUGAUCAAGGAGGUAAUAAGCGCCCUGGAGCUUUUGCAGUCUAUUUGGAACCGUGGCAUGCCGAUAUAUUUGAAUUCUUAGAUUUAAAGAAAAACACUGGAAAAGAAGAAGUACGUGCCAGGGAACUUUUUUAUGCAUUGUGGAUACCUGAUCUUUUCAUGAAAAGAGUUGAAAAUGAUGGCGUAUGGACCCUUAUGUGUCCUCAUGAUUGCCCAGGGUUAGCUGACUGUUGGGGAAAAGAAUUUGAAUCCUUAUAUGAAACAUAUGAAAAAGAAAAUAGAUUUGUAAAACAAGUAAGGGCACAAGUUCUUUGGAAAGCAAUAAUAGAAGCUCAAGUAGAGACUGGUACUCCAUACAUGUUAUUUAAAGAUUCAUGUAAUAGAAAAAGUAAUCAGAAAAAUUUAGGUACCAUAAAAUGUAGUAACCUGUGCACUGAAAUAGUUGAAUAUACAUCUGAUGAUGAAGUGGCAGUAUGCAACUUAGCCUCUAUAGCGCUAAAUAUGUUUGUUGAUGAUAACAAAACAUAUAACUUUACGAAAUUAAAAGAAGUUACUAAAACUAUAACAGAAAAUUUGAAUAAAAUCAUUGAUGUAAAUUAUUACCCUGUUCCGGAAGCAAAAAAAUCUAAUCUUAGACAUAGACCUAUUGGAAUAGGUGUUCAAGGUCUUGCUGAUGCUUUUAUUUUAAUGCGUUUACCUUACGAAAGUCCAGAAGCUAUUAAAUUAAAUCAACAAAUAUUUGAAACUAUUUACUAUGGAGCACUAGAGGCAAGUUGUGAACUAGCAGAAAAGUAUGGAGUGUAUGAAACAUACGAAGGAUGCCCUGCAAGUCGAGGCAUAUUACAGUACGAAAUGUGGAAUAAAAAUCCAACAGAUUUAUGGGACUGGACUGCUUUAAAAGAAAACAUUGCCAAGCAUGGUCUUCGUAAUUCUCUUUUGGUAGCCCCAAUGCCCACUGCCUCAACAGCUCAGAUUUUAGGAAAUAAUGAAUCUUUUGAGCCCUUCACUUCUAAUAUUUAUCAAAGACGUGUUUUAUCUGGAGAAUUUCAAGUUGUAAAUCAUCAUUUACUUCGUGAUUUGACAGAAGCAGAUUUAUGGGAUGAGGAAAUGAAAAAUCUCAUUAUACACAAUAAUGGAUCUAUACAAAAUAUCGAAAGUAUACCUACAGAAAUAAGGGACUUAUAUAAGACAGUUUGGGAAAUUUCAGUCAAAACAACAAUACAAAUGGCUGCUGAUCGUGGAGCUUUUAUUGAUCAAAGUCAAUCUUUUAAUAUACACGUUGCUGAACCGAACUACGGAAAAUUAACUUCUAUUCAUUUCUAUUCAUGGAAAAUGGGUUUAAAAACAGGGAUGUAUUAUUUGCGAACAAAACCGGCAGCCAAUGCCAUACAAUUUACUGUGGAUAAAUCCAAAGUUAAAACUAAAAUGAAUAAUAGUAAAUCUGAAAUAGAUGAGGCAAACAUGGCAGCAAUAACUUGUUCGUUACGGAAUAAAGAUGAAUGUUUAAGUUGUGGAUCGUAAAUUAUAGAGGUUUCAAAAUAAACA
Bombyx mandarina (wild silkworm) is the source of this 2653-nucleotide messenger RNA. RefSeq names its product Ribonucleoside diphosphate reductase large subunit (gene RnrL). Gene Ontology annotation, molecular function: ATP binding; ribonucleoside-diphosphate reductase activity, thioredoxin disulfide as acceptor. Gene Ontology annotation, cellular component: ribonucleoside-diphosphate reductase complex. The record is from RefSeq and is a predicted model, not a curated record. Gene Ontology annotation, biological process: deoxyribonucleotide biosynthetic process. NCBI's taxonomy places the organism in Eukaryota, Metazoa, Arthropoda, Insecta, Lepidoptera, Bombycidae.